AUGCCAAAGUUAAUUCUUGUUAGACACGGUCAAUCCACCUGGAACGAAAAGAACUUGUUCACCGGUUGGGUUGAUGUUAGAUUAUCUGCAAUUGGUGAAAAGGAAGCCAACAGAGCUGGUGAGUUAAUUAAGGAAGCCGGUAUUCAAGUUGAUCAAUUGUAUACUUCCAAGUUAUCCAGAGCCAUUCAAACUGCUAACAUUGCUCUUUCUGCUGCUGAUCAAUUAUAUGUUCCAGUUAAGAGAUCAUGGAGAUUGAAUGAAAGACAUUACGGUGCUUUGCAAGGUAAGGAUAAGGCUCAAACCUUGGAACAAUAUGGUGCUGAAAAGUUCCAAAUCUGGAGAAGAUCUUUUGAUGUUCCCCCACCACCAAUUGAAGAUGACUCUGAAUUUACUCAAGUUGGUGACGUCAGAUACAACAACAUUGACCCCAAUGUGAUCCCAAAAUCUGAAUCUUUGGCUUUGGUCAUUGACAGAAUGUUGCCUUACUGGCAAGAUGAAAUUGCCAAGGAUUUAUUGGAAGGUAAGACUGUUAUGGUUGCUGCUCACGGUAACUCCUUGAGAGCCUUGGUCAAGCACUUGGACAAGAUCUCUGAUGAUGACAUUGCUGGUUUGAACAUCCCAACUGGUAUCCCAUUGGUUUAUGAAUUGGACUCAAAGUUACAACCAGUUAAACCUGCUGAAUACUUGGAUCCUGAAGCUGCUGCUGCUGGUGCCGCUGCUGUUGCUGCCCAAGGUCAAAAGAAGUAA
This is a messenger RNA of Lizanozyma spartinae, 747 nucleotides long. It is a transcript of the gene GPM1, whose product is annotated as phosphoglycerate mutase. Lineage: Eukaryota; Fungi; Ascomycota; Pichiomycetes; Serinales; Debaryomycetaceae. Gene Ontology annotation, biological process: glycolytic process. The coding region runs from base 1 to 747 and encodes 248 amino acids. The record is from RefSeq and is a predicted model, not a curated record. Gene Ontology annotation, molecular function: intramolecular phosphotransferase activity. The transcript has a single exon.